AUUGAUGCAUUUGUUUCGCGCCUAAACUUAAGAUCUAAUUAAGCAGUGAACGGAACCAAUUUUACAAAUGUCUUAGGAUGAUUUAGGCAAUAAAGUCAAUUUGGGAUUUAAUUGGAUUCCGCUUUUAAGUCGAGGAAGCAAUUUGCCACUUUAACCGUUUACCUCUCGUGCUAGCUUCUUCCUCGCUCGGACAAAACAACAAGCACAGGAUAAGCAUUUUAAAAUAUCAAAAACAAAAAGAAAAAGAAAAAAGUAAUCAAAGAUCCAAACUUAUUUUAAUCAAUUAACACAAAAAAGAAAAUCGUAUCUCGCCAACAACUUCAGGUAAAGUUUGUAUAUAACAAUCAAUCAUUUGCUGAUUAGUGGCUCCUUCGCCAACAGGUGUAUCCAUAAUAAUGGUCAGUCAUUAAGUUAUUGGCAAAAUAGCAGUGACACUGCAAUUCGAUUACCCGUCAGUGAGAUAGAGAAAGUAAUAAGUAGAAGAAGAAGAGGAUGAUGUUAAAGCACACAAUUAGAAGCUUUAGAAGAAGAAUAACCUCAAACUCAAUAGCAUCAAAACAAGUCCCACGAGAGAAGUUAGAGUGCGUGGUAAUAGGAGCAGGCAUCGUAGGCAUAGCAGUGGCAAGAGAGCUUGCACUUAGAGGCAAAGAAGUACUAGUGUUAGAUUCAGCCUCGACUUUCGGCACCAGCAUCAGCUCCCGGAACAGCCAAGUCAUUCACGCUGGCAUUUACUAUCCUCCCAAUUCAUUCAAGUCUUUAUUUUGUGUAAAGGGAAGAGAUUUGCUCUAUAAAUAUUGCUCCCAACAUGGGAUUCCGCAUAAACAGACUGGCAAGCUCAUUGUUGCUACAUCUGCUUAUGAGAUUCCAAAGCUUUAUUAUCUGAAGGACCUUGCAGCUCAAAAUGGGGUUCAUGGUUUGAGAAUGCUGGAGGGUUUUGAAGCUAUGAAAAUGGAGCCUCGCUUGCAAUGUGUUAAGGCUUUGUUUUCUCCUGUUUCUGGGAUUGUUGAUGCUCAUUCUCUUAUGCUAUCUUUACUGGGAGAAGCUGAAAAUUAUAAGACAACCUUAUCUUACAAUUCUACAGUAACUGGUGGCCAUCUUGAAGGCAAUCAUCUGCACCUUCAUGUCAUUGGAAGAAAUCAUCUUGAAAAUUGGGAUGGAAAGUCUGUAUUACACCCUGAGCUUAUUCUUAUUCCUGAGCUUGUUAUAAACUCUGCAGGAUUGAGUGCCUUACAGCUUGCAAGGAAAUUUGAUGGCCUACCUAGUACUAUGAUUCCACCUGCACAUUUUGCUCGCGGUUGCUAUUUCACCUUAUCAAAUACUAGAAUUCCUCCUUUUCAGCAUUUGAUAUACCCUAUACCUGAGGAUGGGGGGCUUGGAGUUCAUGUUACUCUGGAUCUGGAUGGUCAGGUUAAGUUUGGCCCAGAUGUUGAGUGGAUUCAUGGUAUAGAGGAUAUAUCAAGCUUUCUUGAUAGGUAUGAUUACACUGUUAGUGCCCAUCGUGUAGAGAGAUUUUACCCGGAGAUAAGGAAGUAUUAUCCAAAUUUGAAGACUGGGACACUGGAGAUAGGUUAUGCAGGGAUUCGACCAAAAGUUUCAGGUCCUGGACAAGCUCCUAUGGACUUUGUAAUUCAGGGAGAAGAUAUUCAUGGAGUGCCUGGUCUUAUCAACCUUUUUGGUAUUGAAUCACCUGGUCUAACAUCAAGCAUGGCGAUUGCAGAAUAUAUAGCUAGCAGGUUCUUGAAAUGAUAUGACAUCAAUUGGGGAUCUGAUUUCGAAUUCAACUGCUAUUCUUUCCAUGCAAGAUUAACAAUAAACUAUAAGGUUGAUGAUGCUCCUUAUUGGCAAGGGAUACCAUGUGUUCUGCCCGUGACAGAAUGUUAAUAACACCAGGUAUAUUGAGCCAAAUAAAUUUCUAGCCACUUAAAUGCACAUCUUUUAUUUAUUAACAACUUGAAAAUAACUUAUGUUCAUAUCAAAGUAAACUAUUGUUCAUGGAGAUGAAGGCAAAUCCGGCAGUCACUUCCAUGGCCUGCCCUCAUUAUACAGUACUCGUGCAGAUGCUUUUGUAAUAGGUUUCCAUAAUCUUUUUAAUAUAAUAAGUUUUGAUUUUAAA
Messenger RNA from Ricinus communis (castor bean), 2113 nucleotides. RefSeq names its product L-2-hydroxyglutarate dehydrogenase, mitochondrial. NCBI's taxonomy places the organism in Eukaryota, Viridiplantae, Streptophyta, Magnoliopsida, Malpighiales, Euphorbiaceae. Gene Ontology annotation, cellular component: mitochondrion. Gene Ontology annotation, molecular function: (S)-2-hydroxyglutarate dehydrogenase activity; (S)-2-hydroxy-acid oxidase activity. The transcript is spliced from 4 exons. The record is from RefSeq and is a predicted model, not a curated record. Bases 493 to 1746 code for a protein of 417 amino acids.